UGUGGAUUAUUGGGUCCAAGACAGAUGUUGCGCCGCCAGGGUCUCCUCAAGUGCCGCUGCCGCAUGCUUUUCAAUGACUUGAAGGUCUUAUUACUCCGGCGCCCCCCGCAGACGCCUAGUUUGCCCAUGAACAGCUCAGAAUGUGAGGUGGGCGCCGGAGGCGGCUUGGCAGCCAACAAUAAUACAUUGACAGCUUUGGGGCGAGCUUGGAGGGUUCCAGCAGGUGGGACGACCACCCCAGAAGAGAACUGGUGCUAUCCAGCUACAGCCCCUGGACUCCAGCACCAGCCGACGUCCAUGGUCAGUAGCACCUCUUCAGAUGAGUUCUGCAAAGGGAAAGCUGAGGAUAGGUACUCUCUUGGCAGCCUGGAUAGUGGCAUGAGGACCCCUCUUUGCAGGAUCUGCUUCCAAGGACCUGAACAGGGGGAGCUGCUGAGUCCGUGCCGCUGUGACGGGUCUGUCCGUUGUACGCACCAGCCCUGCCUGAUCAAGUGGAUCAGUGAGCGGGGGUCCUGGAGCUGUGAGUUGUGUUAUUACAAGUACCACGUCAUCGCCAUAAGUACUAAGAACCCUCUUCAGUGGCAAGCCAUCUCCCUAACCGUCAUUGAGAAAGUGCAGAUUGCAGCUGCCAUCUUGGGCUCCCUCUUCCUCAUUGCCAGCAUCUCCUGGCUCAUCUGGUCCACCUUCAGUCCCUCAGCAAAAUGGCAGCGUCAGGACCUGCUCUUCCAGAUCUGCUACGGCAUGUACGGCUUCAUGGACAUUGUGUGUAUAGGACUGAUUAUCCAUGAAGGACCUUCAGUUUAUCGGAUAUUUAAACGGUGGCAAGCAGUGAACCAACAAUGGAAAGUUCUCAACUAUGACAAGUCUAAAGAUUUGGAGGAUCAGAAAUUAGGAACAAACCAACGUACUAUCCAGCGCACUUUAACCCAGACUAAUAACUCCACCACUACCACUGCUGGCACAGCAAAUAAUUCCACACCCGGGGACAGUGGUGGACGCGGAGCUACCAUGUCUGACCAUCACUGUGCUUACACUUUUUUUCACAUCCUCAGCCAUCUCAGACCACACGAACAUAGGAGCCAAACUAGUACUAACAGAGAGUUUGUCAUGAGAGUGACCACUGUCUGAGGUUACCUGAAGGCCUUAUCUGGGAGAUGUGUGCCUUGUCUUUAAAAUCAAUGCCUCAGCUAAACCUUCUCAAGGGCAGGAGGUGUCGAAGAGGUCAUGGAAGCUAAUGUGCUGGUCCAGCCUGGUCCAGGGUUUAGCCUAACGUGCAAUAUGGCCUGUAACCUGAUUAAAGACCUAGUAGCAUGACUAUUGCACCCACCUGGAUGAUCUUGCAGUCACCAAAUGCACAUGGGGAGAGUAAGAAAUGCCCUCAUGCAAUGUCCACCAUUUAUCAGUUUCUGUAUGCGGGCUGAGAGUUUCCACUUUUACAAGUCUCAGCAGAAAUGCCGCGUAAGCACAAAGGUGUAUUCUGUUAUGUGUUUUUAUAAAAUAGACUCUAAGCUCCAGCUUUUAUUAAGGAGAUUCUGUCUAUUUUCAUGUGAGUACCCUCCUUGAGGUUUCUAAUGAUUGCAGCUCAGAAUCAAUGUGCAGCAGGUAAAGCCUGUACAUUUCUGUGUUAGUAUCUUUUUUCAGGAAUGCAUAUAAGGAAUCUGUCUGGAUUCUUGCUCUCACUUUCUUUCUUCAACUUGGCGGACAGAGCCGAAAACCCUUUUUACCACAAUUGUUCCUAGAGUUAAAGAAUCAAGAAUAUGAUUAUUAUUUCUAGUAGAACUGAUUUGCCCACAAACUGAUGUAAAGGCAAAUGAUUUAUACCCAAGCUCCUGCCCUAUCUAGCACAACUGAUUUAUCCACAGUUGAGUGGAAUUUACAACUACAAGAACUGGUGAUUUAGUCACUUAUCCUGAUUCCCUCCAUUGUGUCUCAGAAUCAGGCGGCAGCAAGUAAAGCCCCUACAGUUCAGUCAUUCACACAAAGUAUUCUUCACGAAAACACUUAAAGGUUUCCUCGUUCUUCCUAUCUGUAGGAUUCUUGAUCAAUAGAGGAAAUAAUUCUUUAAUCCAUUUCUAUUACUGUUACAAGUUACUCUCUAUCUAGCACAAUUGAUUUUUCUAGUCACAUGUAAAGGUGGAAUAAUCCAAUUCCUUUUUACAAUGGCAAGAAUUUGGGGUUUUAUCCUCUGCUCCUAAUCACCAAAACCUCAUGAAUUACUUUUGUUUCUACCGUAGGAUCCUUAUCAGAAGCGACCAUCAUCCCCCUAUGGUCCAUUAAUAUGGCUGAGUGCAGUGUGAUCCUUCACAUUGCCAUGUAAGUGCAGAAGAUACAGCUUUGUCCUUACAUUGACCAGAAUUGGUGAUUUUAUCCACUUUUCCCAGAAUUUAUACUAGCCGUUACUCAGUGUCAAGAUGCAGCAGGUAAAGCCUGAACAAUCUUGUAUAAGAACCAGAAUUCAUCGGACAGUUGUGAUCGAGUUCCUCCUGGCCUUGAAUUCUUUAUCUCGAUGGUUACAAGUGAAACAUAUUUUCCUUUUACUCCAUUGUUAUUGUAACAAAUAACUUCCUCUACACGACACCAAUGAUUUUCCCAUAAUCUGGUGAUUACUCAGAUGGUAUCUCAGAACAGGGGCUGUUAUUCUUCUCCUGGUGUGGUGUGAGGAGUCCAUAAUCGGGGGUGACCACCACAAUUGCUAGAGCACAAAAGCAACAAAAUUAUUAAUGCUAAGUGUUAAUGGAGACGUUCACUCCAAUCAAUGAUAAAUACGAUAUUAAAACCUAAGUCUGAGGACAAACCUUAAAAGGACCAAGUCCUCUGCAAAUCGCAGAGCUCAACCCAUUUCAAUAUCCUAUAGCACAAGUGGGGGUGGGGGUUAAAUUAUUGCAACAUCCAUGAAAUCAAAACCAACCAUUACUGGACCCAACCGUCUGUUGGACCAUGUGAGUGGGUGAAUUAGCAGAUGGGAGUAGUCACCGAGCGGAUUAGUUCACUGAUACAGGAACGCUGGAAAUUGGAGGGUUGCACCACAAAUUUCAUACUG
This is a messenger RNA of Bufo bufo (common toad), 3040 nucleotides long. It is a transcript of the gene MARCHF4, whose product is annotated as membrane associated ring-CH-type finger 4. The record is from RefSeq and is a predicted model, not a curated record. The coding region runs from base 25 to 1128 and encodes 367 amino acids. Gene Ontology annotation, biological process: protein ubiquitination. NCBI's taxonomy places the organism in Eukaryota, Metazoa, Chordata, Amphibia, Anura, Bufonidae. Gene Ontology annotation, molecular function: ubiquitin-protein transferase activity; zinc ion binding. The transcript is spliced from 4 exons.